GUUUCUUGCCAGGUGGACGUGGUGCUGCACCUCUCACAGUCACCAUUUCCUCCUCGGAGAGUUCCACGCUGGCACAGGGGCCGCUUCCCCGACUAAGCAUCGGGCAGAAGACCCUGGUGGUGGCUGCUGUGGGGGUCAUGCUGGUCCUCAUCCUGGUGGUCCUCAUCCCUGUGCUGGUCAGCUCGGUUGGCACAGGUAGCGUAGAUGACAGCACGAGCCACUAUGAGAUGCUGGGCACCUGCCGCAUGGUGUGCGAUCCUUUCGUAAGCACGGGCACGGCAGGCACGGGCGUGCAAGUGGGAACAGAUACUGCAACCGUGGGCCUCCAGGUAGAUCAUGAGACGGACCUGACUGAUUACAGCAUGAGCCCGCCGCUGCCAACAUACAGCGCUCAUGGCCCACAAAGCAAACCAGGACGUCCGGGGAAGCCUGGACCCCCAGGGCCACCUGGAGAGCCAGGUCCACCUGGACCAAAGGGACCCCCGGGAGAUAAGGUGGACAUAGUUCGAACAGGGAUCCUAAGCCUAGGCAAUAAAGGGGCGGUUAGCACAACUACAUACAACACUACGCCUCGGGUGGCUUUUUACGCAGGACUACGAAAUCCUCAAGAAGGCUACGACAUCCUGCGCUUUGAUGAUGUGGUGACCAAUAUUGGUGGCAACUAUGAAGGUGCGACGGGCAAGUUCACCUGUAAGAUUCCUGGCACUUACUUUUUUAUCUACAACGUGCUGAUGAGGGGAGGAGACGGCACCAGCAUGUGGGCGGAUCUGAUCAAGAAUGGGCUGGUCAGGGCCAGCGCCAUCGCCCAGGACCAGGAUCAGAGUUAUGACUAUGCCAGCAACAGUGUCAUCCUUCAUUUAGACGCCGGCGAUGAGGUUUUCAUAAAACUGGACGGCGGCAAAGCUCACGGCGGCAACAGCAACAAAUACAGCACCUUCUCAGGGUUCAUCCUCUACGCCGACUGAAGACUAAACAGGGCCUGACCUCAGAGGUCAAAGAUCACACUCAGAAGACGCAUUCUGUGUCUUUUGCGAGCCCACAGCCACUGAUCCGUAGGCUUUUUACAUGCACUUUUUUGUUAUCGUUGUUGUUGUUGUUUUCUUAACAUCAGCACUGAUUUGGUGGAUGAAGGCCGCGGAUCUGUUGUUAUUGGUAACCGUGUAUCUCCUUGUCUAUAUAUCCAGUGUGAUACGGGGCACCCGUGCCGCUAACCAUGAUGGACAUAAACAAACCUAACAGUGACAGUCUCUGCCACGUGUCACACCGAGGUGACACUGAAGAAGCCACACCGUCAUUUCCAGCUGUCACUUCCAAUCCAAAUCUGCAAAUCCAACAGUGGUGGCGACUGCAGCGCGCAGAAUUGUGCUGUUUACUUUCAUAUGAUGUUUUCUCGUGUUGUUUCUAUCAUAAUGUCGUACUACACAAAAAUCUAAGAAACACAAAAAUACUCAUUUGUCAAAAGCUACGGCAUAAAAUGGAGAGUGUGAAAUGUUUGAAAUGGUAAGAUUGUCAAAAAUAAAUCUGUGAUCACCAGGGCUUCAAAUCAGAAUCCUACU
Messenger RNA from Thalassophryne amazonica, 1556 nucleotides. RefSeq names its product C1q-related factor-like. Gene Ontology annotation, molecular function: protein binding. The record is from RefSeq and is a predicted model, not a curated record. The coding region runs from base 138 to 965 and encodes 275 amino acids. Lineage: Eukaryota; Metazoa; Chordata; Actinopteri; Batrachoidiformes; Batrachoididae. The transcript is spliced from 3 exons.